CGCAGUUAAACUUAAUUUAACAGAAAUAGAAUAAACAUAUAAUAAAAUAGAAUAACACGAUGUUCUUCAAGCUAUCUAUUUUGUUAUUAUCUUUUAUUAUUGCUGCUAAUUAUGUACUGGGAGAAAGUGAAGAUGAAAAUCAAAUUCUAAAAGAUUCGGACAAUGAUUGUAGAAAAUGGUUGCUCGUAUCACUAGAUAGUACUAUAACACUGGCUGAUUUUUGGAUGUAUAUGGGUAAAAACAAAAAUGAUUUAAUAAUCAUAGAGGAAUACUUGAGUAAGAAUCCAGCUGCAAGUGAAAAACAAGAUGUUAUAGAUUUACAUCUAUAUAGUGAACUCUUUAGAAACCUUUGCAUUACACUUGGCUAUAUUGUGAAAAGGUGCGCUGCACUUCGGAAAAGUGCAGCGGCAGAAAGGUCAAUAGAAGACAUUACAAUGUUAGAAUGGGUAGAAUCAGUUAUUGUGUGACAAAUCUCAAGAAUGUUAAAGGUUGUACCUCAGCCUAUAAACAUUAUCAUGUUAACGAACCCUUGUUUUUGAAACCAACUAAUUCUCUACUAACUUUACAUCGAAUGAAAUAAAGA
Messenger RNA from Adelges cooleyi (spruce gall adelgid), 583 nucleotides. RefSeq lists its product as uncharacterized. Bases 60 to 467 code for a protein of 135 amino acids. The record is from RefSeq and is a predicted model, not a curated record. Lineage: Eukaryota; Metazoa; Arthropoda; Insecta; Hemiptera; Adelgidae. The transcript is spliced from 3 exons.